AUGGCUCGCCAACGGGACAGGAAGUUUGUCUUUUGGUCCAUCCACAGAGACCCCUUCCCGGACGCCAAUACACCUCUGUCGCGGUUUGGGCGAUACUUGCUUGCAUCCGUGCUCUUGGUCAUCCAAUUGACCUUGUUGGUCGGCGUGCCAGCGAUGCCAAGCCUUCUGGCAUGGUGUACUCAAAACCAGCUUUGGCCGGCCCUGAUUGAUUCGGGACUGGAGAAAGAAGCAAGGGAGGUCUUGGGAUACCUUAUCCUUGAUACGAUACUCCUUGUUUUGAUGAUCUGGGGUGCUGUGCCGGUCUUUGCGGUGACCAGAAUGAACGGAAGUCGAGGAAGGAUGCUCACGUAUGCGGCGUUUGGCGGGAUAGCGAUGGUGUUUGUCUGUGUCUCGAUUCGUACGAUGUACUUGACCUGGACCUGGUCACUGCUUUUUGAGCUGGCGGCUGGUGAUGCGAGACUUGCAGGACGAUGCAAGUUCAUCUCCCUCACAUUGGGUGUCCUGCUUUGCUUGGGUUGCGCCUCGGUCGCCAUCUACUCAUUCUAUACGGCACGAUUCGGCACGCCCUUGGUCAUUCAGCAGAUGCUGGAUGAUGCUGCGCACUUGCUGUGUUCUACCAAGAUGCGGACUGAGCCUGGCAUGGGUGCGAAGCAAGAUAAGCGAGUGACUGAAAUAUUUUCGACGUCCAUGCAUCCAACGACCAUUCGUGGAGGUGUCUGGUUGGACAACGACAUGCACGUCUCAGCUGACCACACACAAGGCCAGCACGCUUGGAUUACCCCACUUCAUUUCUGA
This is a messenger RNA of Fusarium redolens, 795 nucleotides long. RefSeq lists its product as uncharacterized. The record is from RefSeq and is a predicted model, not a curated record. Lineage: Eukaryota; Fungi; Ascomycota; Sordariomycetes; Hypocreales; Nectriaceae. The transcript is spliced from 3 exons. The coding region runs from base 1 to 795 and encodes 264 amino acids.